Oryzias latipes (Japanese medaka) is the source of this 1472-nucleotide messenger RNA. RefSeq names its product GTPase IMAP family member 9. Gene Ontology annotation, molecular function: GTP binding. The record is from RefSeq and is a predicted model, not a curated record. Lineage: Eukaryota; Metazoa; Chordata; Actinopteri; Beloniformes; Adrianichthyidae.
UUGUUCCCUUGCAUGACCUCACACAUCUCCCUCACAGGAAGGAUGUGAUGCCUUCUCACACGCCCCCAAACACACAUACAGAGAUUUACUUAAACAGGUAAACAGGUAGCCAUCAUUAAAGCAUUUCUUUAAAAUAAAAAGUCAACAAACUCCAACGGUUUGAAUGCUGGUUUGGCCUUGCACACGAUGACAUCAUUUAGGCCUCUCACACAGAGUCAUACCCUGCAGGUUCCUCAGUUAUACAGGCAUCGUAAAGACAAUGCAAGGAAAUGGGAAGCCCCCAGAACAGAGUUGGACUUCCAGAAGUUUUCCUGAGCAUCGAUGUGAAUCCUAAGCAGCUGCAGCACAAAAUUGAGUCACGUUCCAGGUCCGUUAAAAGGUGAAAAACAAGGUGGAUUCGGAGUAAUGGCUGAAGAAAUACAGCUGAGAGAAAAGAGGAGUCUUCGCUCAGACGGGUGUGGUCUGCACAACUUUGAUGCUCUGGAUCUGUCUGGAGGUUUGAGGAUUGUCCUUGUUGGAAAGACCGGAUCAGGGAAAAGUGCCACAGGAAACACCCUUCUCGGCAGAGCUGCCUUUAAGGAGGACCCCAGCCCACUUUCCGUGACCAAACACUGUCAGACUCAGACUGGGGAGGUUGAUGGGACUGUGAUCCAUGUGGUUGACACCCCGGGGCUGUUUGACACGGGGAUUACAGAGGAAGACCUGAAGAGCAGAAUAGAGGAGUGUGUGAAGAUGUCUUUGCCUGGCCCUCACGCCUUCCUUCUAGUGAUCAGGCUGGGGGUCAGGUUCACAGAGGAGGAAAGAAAUGCGGUCAAAUGGAUCCAGGAAAACUUUGGCGACGACGCCUCAAUGUACACCAUCAUGCUGUUUACGUGCAAGGACCAGGGCAAAGCUGACAAUGCCUUAAAGGAGUGCAAGGAGCUGCGCAGGCUCUCCAUCACCUUCGGGCGCCGAUAUCAUUCCUUCAACAACAACGAUGCAGACGAUCGCUUGCAGGUCACCGAGCUGAUCCACAUGAUCAAGGAGAUGGUGCAGGACAAUGGUGGGAAGCACUACACCAAUGAAAUGUAUGAGAAAGCUCAGAAAAAGCUGAGGGAAGAGGAGGAGCGGAGGAGGCAAGAGGAGGAGGCCCAGAGACUGGAAGAGAGGAAAAUGUGGGAUGCAGAGCGAGAGAAACAGCAGGAACAGAGAGAAAAGAAGAAGAAGGUCAAAAGGAAGAACGUUCGAGUGGCAGCGGCUGCUGCAGUGGUGCUGGUGUUUGCCGGGGUGGUGAUUGCAGUGGGCGCUGACACCACCGUGGCUCUGGCUUUAGGAGCUCCCGCUCUGCUUCUAGGUGUCCUUUGUGGCUUAGCUGCCAUUUCCAUGUGGAAAGGUCUGAAUUGCAAAGCUAAAAGGAAUGUGGCUGUGUGAUAGUGAACAAUGAUCCCGCAUGACAGCAGACUAUGAAGUAAACAUACUGUUUAAAAUACAAA